Messenger RNA from Salvelinus namaycush (lake trout), 1921 nucleotides. RefSeq names its product phospholipid phosphatase related 2b (gene plppr2b). The record is from RefSeq and is a predicted model, not a curated record. Bases 525 to 1571 code for a protein of 348 amino acids. Lineage: Eukaryota; Metazoa; Chordata; Actinopteri; Salmoniformes; Salmonidae. Gene Ontology annotation, molecular function: phosphatidate phosphatase activity. Gene Ontology annotation, biological process: signal transduction; phospholipid metabolic process; phospholipid dephosphorylation. The transcript is spliced from 10 exons.
UCGUAUGUACCAACUGUAGGUAGUGAGACGUGGACUUCCCAUACCACAGGAGCAACCAUAGACACUGAAACCAGGGAGCAACAGGCUUAUUGAAAUGCAGGCCUCAAGGUGUCAUCCUUCCCCUCCAAUCAGGGACUGAUUCAGACCCGGGGGACACCAGGGGAUUGACUCUUUGGACCAAUCAGUGACAUUACUAAUCAAUGAACUACCAGGGAGAAAAGACAACCAGCCCCACCACAGACCUGAAGGCCUUGCUUUUCAUACCACUGCGCUGGCUUACUAGAGAAAGCAGCAGUGAAAGUACGGGCGGUCUACUUUGACUGAAGACUCGGAGCAGAUAAAACAAACACAGACAGAAGACAGCAGGAUGGGAGCCUUCAGCGGGUUGUAAAAUACUCCAGUUCUUCUCUGUCAAAGGCAGAGGCUGUGGCUACUUCAUCAUCACUACUUCUCUGCACAGCAUCUGUGGUGCAUCAGUCCAGCUAACAGAAGAGAAACAAAAGAGAAACCAGGAAGAAGGCACAAUGAGGAAUAUAGGAGACAGAGACCUACAGAAGACCAGCACCUACAUCGUACCCUGCUUCCUGCUAGUGGAGUUGGUGAUCAUGGCUGGGACGGUUCUCCUGGCGUACUACUUUGAGUACACAGACACGUUCCCCGUUCACGUCCAAGGGUUCUUCUGUUUCGACAAGACGUUCUCCAAACCGUACCCCGGACCCGAGGACGACAGCAAGGCACCGCCGGCACUGGUCUACUCUCUGGUCACCGCUAUCCCCACUGUCACGAUUCUGAUUGGAGAGGUGACAACGUUCUUUGUGAAAGCGGAGGGGGCUCAGGAGAAGACCAUUGUGACGGCUGACUGCUGUUACUUCAACCCCCUCCUCCGCAGGAUAGUACGCUUCCUGGGUGUCUACUCCUUUGGCCUCUUCGCCACCACCAUCUUUGCCAACGCGGGCCAGGUGGUGACAGGAAACCAGACCCCUCACUUCCUGUCUGCCUGCCGCCCCAACUACACAGUCUUGGGCUGCCAGUCCCCCAUGCAGUACAUCACAGAGCGCCGCGCCUGCACCGGGAACCCCUACCUGGUUGCGUCUGCACGCAAGUCCUUCCCGUCCAAGGACGCGGCCCUCAGCAUCUACUCUGCUGUCUACACAGUGAUGUACGUGACGCUGGUGUUCCGUACAAAGGGCACCCGGCUGACCAAGCCCACCCUGUGUCUGACCCUCCUGUCUCUGGCUGUGCUGGUGGGGGUGGUGAGGGUCACGGAGUACAGGAACCAUUGGGGUGACGUCCUGGCUGGAUACCUGACCGGAGGGGCCAUCGCUGCCUUCCUGGUGACAUGUGUGAUCAACAACUUCCAGCAGACGGCGUCAGCCUUGCCCCCGCUGCCCCCCCAGCGCCCUCAGCCCCCCCACGGCAUGCAGCUGUCCACCCUACCUCGCGUGGAGAGUCCACUUGAAAAGUUCCAAGACUACCGUACACUGAGAUCACAUGACCAUCAGCCAUACCUGUGCCCCGCCCCUCCCGAUGUGCUCCUCCCCUCGCGGCGCUUCAUCUCCAGCGAAGUUUAGACCUGCCCUCCAUCUCCGAGCACCACGCCCCCUGCCCCGCCCACCCUGAGGGGCGGCCCCCUCUCCGACGCUCGUUCUCCACCCAGGUCUAGAACAUGGAACCUAGAACCUAAAUCACCCAGAUCCAACCUCAAAACAACCUUACCUGGGAGGGACUACCUGGACUUGUCCAAUAAGAAAGGCUUGUUUUCGUUUUCCGUUGCAAAACAUUUUGCUACGGUGUGCAGUAAUGAAUAGGACCCUGAAGUAGGUAGAAGUUUACCCUAACCAUUAAUACAUGGUCAAAUAUCUUGUCAUCCUUGUAUGGUUAGGGUUGGGGGUAAGGGUAAUCUGAUCCUAGAUCUGUGGUU